Messenger RNA from Anoplopoma fimbria (sablefish), 3563 nucleotides. Its product is annotated as NACHT, LRR and PYD domains-containing protein 3-like. The coding region runs from base 78 to 3101 and encodes 1007 amino acids. The transcript has 7 exons. Gene Ontology annotation, molecular function: protein binding. The record is from RefSeq and is a predicted model, not a curated record. Lineage: Eukaryota; Metazoa; Chordata; Actinopteri; Perciformes; Anoplopomatidae.
CAAGUUCAUAGAAGCAACAAGAGUAAGUUACUUUUGCAGUAAAUCUGGCUUAGCAGAGAUCUUGGCCGAGAGGACAGAUGGAGAGUGAUAAACGGGUCCUCCUAAGCACUUUGGAGGAUUUGAUAGCGGAGGAAUUAAAGAAGUUCCACUGGUACCUGCAGCAGGUAUUGCUGGACGGCCUCCCAGCCAUCCCAGUCAGUCGACUGGAGAAUGCAGACCGGACAGACACGGUGGAUCAGAUGGUGAAGACCUACGGCACAAACAGCGUUAAGGUGGCCGUCAUGGCUUUGAAAAAGAUGCAAAUGAAUGAUCUGGUGGAGAAAUUAUCAAACAUGAUAUCAGAAUCUACAGAGAUUAUUGCCAACUGUCAACGUAAACUCAAAUCUAACCUGAAGAAGAAGUUCCAGUGUAUAUUCGAGACGGUCAUAAAAGCAGGAAAUAAGAAACUCCUGAAGCAGAUCUACACAGAGCUCUACAUCACAGAGGGAGGGACUGCAGAGGUCAACAUGGAACAUGAGGUCAGACAGAUUGAAACAGCAUCCAGGAAAGCAGACAGACCAGAAACAACCAUCAGACAAGAAGACAUCUUUAAAGCCUCACCUGGAAGAGAGGAACCAAUCAGAACAGUGAUGACAAAGGGAGUGGCUGGCAUUGGGAAAACAGUCUUAACACAGAAGUUCACUCUGGACUGGGCUGAAGACAAAGCCAACCAGGACAUAGAGUUCACAUUUCCAUUCACCUUCAGAGAGCUGAAUGUGCUGAAAGAGAAAAAAUUCAGCUUAGUGGAACUUGUUCAUCACUUCUUCUCUGAAACCAAAGAAGCAGGAAUCUGCAGGUUUGAAGAGUUCCCGGUUGUGUUCAUCUUUGACGGUCUGGAUGAGUGUCGACUUCCUCUGGACUUCCACAACAAUGAGAUCCUGACUGAUGUCACAGAGUCCACCUCAGUGGAUGUGCUGCUGACAAACCUCAUCAGGGGGAAACUGCUUCCCUCUGCUCGCCUCUGGAUAACCACACGACCUGCAGCAGCCAAUCAGAUCCCUCCUGAGUGUGUUUGCAUGGUGACAGAGGUCAGAGGGUUCACUGACCCCCAGAAGGAGGAGUACUUCAGGAAGAGAUUCAGAGAUAAGAAGCAGGCCAGCAUGAUCAUCUCCCACAUCAAGACCUCACGAAGCCUCCACAUCAUGUGUCACAUCCCAGUCUUCUGCUGGAUCACUGCUACAGUUCUGGAGGAGGUGUUGAAGACCAGAGAGGGAGGAGAGCUGCCCAAGAACAUGACUGAGAUGUACAUCCACUUCCUGGUGGUUCAGUCCAAACUGAAGAAGGUCAAGUAUGAUGGAGGAGCUGAGACAGAUCCACACUGGAGUCCAGAGAGCAGAGAGAUGACUGAGUCUCUGGGAAAACUGGCUUUUGAUCAGCUGCAGAAAGGAAACCUGAUCUUCUAUGAAUCCGACCUGACAGAGUGUGGCAUCGAUAUCAGAGCAGCCUCAGUGUACUCAGGAGUGUUCACACAGAUCUUUAGAGAGGAGAGUGGAUUGUACCAGGACAAGGUGUUCUGCUUCAUCCAUCUGAGUUUUCAGGAGUUUCUGGCUGCUCUUCAUGUCCAUCUGACCUUCAUCAACUCUGGUGUCAACCUGAUGGCAGACACAUCGUGGACUGGAUGGUUGUGGUCCUCCUUGUGGUCAAAAGUCCUCAGAGACGAACCUGGACUAAUGCAUCUCUACCAGAGUGCUGUGGACAAGGCCUUACAGAGUCCAAAUGGACACCUGGACUUGUUCCUCCGCUUCCUCCUGGGUCUUUCACUGCAGACCAAUCAGAGUCUCCUACGAGGUCUGCUGACACAAACAGGAAGUAGCUCACAGACCAAUCAGGAAACAGUCCAGUACAUCAAGAAGAAGAUCGACGAGGAUCUCUCUGCAGAGAAAAGCAUCAAUCUGUUCCACUGUCUGAAUGAGCUGAAUGAUGGUUCUCUAGUGGAGGAGAUCCAACAGUCCCUGAGAUCAAGACGUCUCUCCACAGAUGAACUGUCUCCUGCUCAGUGGUCAGCUCUGGUCUUCAUCUUACUGUCAUCAGAAGAAGAUCUGGACGUGUUUGACCUGAAGAAAUACUCUGCUUCAGAGGAGGCUCUUCUGAGGCUGCUGCCAGUGGUCAAAGCCUCCAACAAUGCUCUGCUGAGUGACUGUGACCUCUCAGAGAGAAGCUGUGAAGCUCUGUCCUCAGUCCUCAGCUCCCAGUCCUCUAGUCUGAGAGAGCUGGACCUGAGUAACAACGACCUGCAGGAUUCAGGAGUGAAGCUGCUGUCUGCUGGACUGAAGAGUCCACACUGUGAACUGGAAACUCUCAGUCUGUCAGGUUGUCAGGUCACAGGUGAAGGCUGUUCUUUUCUGGCUUCAGCUCUGAGCUCCAACCCCUCCCAUCUGAGAGAGCUGGACCUGAGCUACAAUCAUCCAGGAGACUCAGGAAGGAAGCUGCUGUCUGCUGGACUGAAGGAUCCAGACUGGAGACUGGAAACUCUCAGUAUGGACCAUGAAGGAGAGCACAGACUGAACCCUGGCAUGAGGAAGUACUUCUGUGAACUCACAUUGGUCCCAAACACAGCAAACAAAAAACUCAAACUGUCCGACCACAACAGGAAGGUCACAUGGGUGAGAAAGGAGCAGAAAUACCACGAUCAUCCAGACAGAUUUGACUACUGGGAGCAGCUGCUGUGUAGCACUGGUCUGACUGGUCGCUGUUACUGGGAGGUGGAGUGGGAAGGACAGGUUCAUGUGGCAGUGAGUUACAGGGGAAUCAGAAGGAGAGGAAAUGGGUAUGACUCCAGGUUUGGAGGGAAUGAUCAGUCGUGGAUUCUCUACUGCUCUGAUAAUGGUUACUCAUUCUGGCACAAUAACAGACGAACAGACCUCCCUCUCUCCUCCUGCUCCUCCGUCUCUAACACAGUAGCAGUGUACCUGGACUGUCCUGCUGGCACUCUGUCCUUCUUCCACAUCUCUUCAAACAAACGGAUCCACCUCUACACCUUCAACACCACAUUCACAGAACGUCUUUAUCCUGGGUUUGGGUUCUUGAGGCUUGGUUCCUCUGUGAUUCUGUCGCCCGGAUGAGAAACAGUCUAAAACGUUUUGAUCACAGGCUGUGUAAAGAAAGUGGACGUAGUCAUCGUGACGUCCCUCAUUGGUUGUGGACUGUUGCUUUAAAGGCCUCCAGUUCGUCCAUCUUUGUCACUAUCUUGUUCUUUGCAUCCCGGGAACAGGAAGUGACCAUAUAUGGACUGAGGAGGAGUGACGUAGAGACUCCGUAUACGUCUCUGGUGUCGACCUGUCAAUCAGUGUGUAGCCCCGCCCUAAAGCAUCCCCUGCUUUAUGGUCUGUUUGACUCUAAAUGGAGCAUCAUUUACUAAAUGAACAUCAUGCUGUAUUGAAGAAGACUUGAAACUAGAGAUUGAGACCAUAAACAGGCAUCACUCCUCCAGCCAAACUGUUGGUUUAUUGGUUUGUGUUCAACACACAGAGCUGCUUGUCAACAGGAACGAGGCUGUAAAACCCUGCUUGUAGAAAAUCACAAUG